Eutrema salsugineum is the source of this 1431-nucleotide messenger RNA. RefSeq names its product probable xyloglucan galactosyltransferase GT13. The record is from RefSeq and is a predicted model, not a curated record. Gene Ontology annotation, molecular function: glycosyltransferase activity. The coding region runs from base 1 to 1431 and encodes 476 amino acids. The transcript has a single exon. NCBI's taxonomy places the organism in Eukaryota, Viridiplantae, Streptophyta, Magnoliopsida, Brassicales, Brassicaceae.
AUGGAAGAAUUCAAUACAAAAAAGAAACAGACUGUGAGGAAACGAUCUCCAAAGCUUUUGAUAGAUAUCUUACCAACACUUGUGUUCUGUCUGCUCUUUGUCCUUCACAUCAAUCAAAUCAUAACAUUUCUCUUUCUUUCCGACAAACAAACCCUACAUAUCACUGUGAAGGCUAAACAUGGAGAAACAGAUACUUGCGCCGGAAGGUACAUCUAUAUCCACAAUCUUCCCAGUAGAUUCAAUGAUGAUCUGAUCAAAAAUUGUGAAGCGUAUGCUGAAUUACGCAAUAAAUGCAAGUACUUGGUUAACUCUGGCUUCGGUCCAAAGAUUUUAGAAGACGAUCAUAACCACACCACUCGGGUCUUAACAACCGAAACCGGUUCUUGGUACUCAACGAAUCAAUUCAUGCUUGAGGUUAUCUUCAGAGAGAAAAUGAGACACUAUGAGUGUUUGACCAACGAUUCCUCCCGUUCUUCUGCUGUUUUCGUCCCGUUCUACGCUGGUUUCGAUGUGAGACGCUUUUGGGGAUACAGCGUGAAGCUAAGAGACCAACUUGGUGAAGAUCUGGCUCAAUGGCUUAGGGAGAGACCAGAGUGGUCGAAAAUGUAUGGACGAGAUCACUUCUUUGUCACGGGACGAGUCGGUCGAGAUUUCAGGAGGGUUUCUGACCAAGAUUCAGAUUGGGGAAACAAACUGAUGCGGUUGCCUGAAUUCGAGAACAUGACAAUGUUAUCAAUAGAGACAAACUGUUGGAGCAACGAGUUUGCGGUUCCUUAUCCUACUUACUUCCAUCCAGAGAGAAGAAUCGAGGUCAAGAGAUGGCAGAGGAAAGUGAGGAAGAUGGAGAGACGAUAUCUGUUCUCAUUCGUAGGAGCUCCAAGGCCGGAAAUGGAGGAAUCUAUAAGAGGGGAGAUUAUAAGACAGUGCCUUGCAUCACAAGGAAAGUGCAAGUUUCUUAAUUGUGAAACAUUGAGUAAAGACUGUGGUGAUCCGGUUAAGGUAAUGGAAGUUUUUCAAGAUUCGGUUUUCUGUUUACAACCACCGGGAGAUACGCCUACCCGGAGAUCGACAUUUGACUCGAUUUUAGCCGGUUGUAUACCGGUUUUCUUUAACCCGGAUUCAGUUUAUAGCCAGUACAAGUGGUAUUUUCCAAAGGAUCAUACCAAAUAUUCGGUUUAUGUGCCGGAGGAAGAUGUGAAAAAUGGAAAGGUUAUUAUUGAGAAGCUAUUGGUUGAGAUUAGUAAAGAACGGAUUUUGAGUAUGAGGAAUGAGGUUGAGAAGAUUAUACCGAUGAUAAUCUACACAAAACCGGGGGCGGUUGGACCGGAUAAGAUUGAAGAUGCGUUUGAGAUUGCAGUGAGUAAGGUUCUUGAGAGAGUGUCGUUAUUUCAAGAUAAUGCCACAGAUCGAUCGAGUUACUACAUAAUUUGA